AGAAACAGCCAAAGUCUGAACCAGAGGCGAAAACGAAGUUGGGUGUCAGACGAACGAUGGAUCGGGCUGAGGCUGACAGGCAAGUUCAACUUCCGCACCGUACAUAAAAGCGAACCUUCCACCUCCGCCAGCCUCCCCAGCUCUCUCUGUGACCACCACGAUCUCUUGAAUCGAAAUCGUCUCGUCAUAGUGCUUUCGCAUUGCUAUUUUCUUGCUCUUCGUUUCUUCUUCACGCGCCUUCAUCAUGAAGAUUACGCCGAGCUCUUCUCUCCUCCUCGCAACGCUCGCCAUCUCUUCGUCGUCCUCCAGUCUAGCGGCGCCAACCGAUGCUCAGGGGAAUGACCUUCAUGCGCUCUCAAGCUCGUCAUCAGUGCAUGCGUUGGCGAGGGAUGAUCGGAUGUCCGCCCACAUUGGAGGCGGAAACGUGGACGUCGGCAUGGAUGAGCAGCCUCCUGAUAGUGCCUCUAUGCACUCGAGCCACAUGCCUCAUUCUAUUCGUACUCACGACCGACGACAGCUCAGCAGCCUCUUGGAGGGGUUGCUUGAUCCCCUCUACGAAGUUCCGAUAGUGGGCCCGGCAAUCGAGCCUGCCAUCAACGCGCUCACGUCGGUGUUGGACCUUCUUGGACUGGGAAGCCCCUCCGUCACUCUCAGCAACGAUCAAAUUGCUCAGAUCAGAGAGGCGGCCUCGCAGGCUGCGGAGAAUAUGGCUGCUGCUCUCCCAACCAUGACCAGCUCUGGAAAGCGAGCGGCCGCGCGCGACCAUGACGAUGGCACUUCCGCGGAUCCCUCCUCUACCGCCAAUACCACCGCGAUGCACGCCGGAAACUGUAGCUCGACGAUGUCGUGGCCAUAUUCUUCCUCCGCGACGCCCUCAUUCGAGGCAAUUGUGCUGGCGGCACCCACUCUGCCCGUCAGUCCUCCGGGCGCCCAGGGUAACUCAUCCAAUUCGACCGGUCCCAGCUCGGGCCUCGUCUCCCCUCCCAUCCCGCCGAACCCACCCAACACCCCCGUCUCUCCGCCCGAGGACGUCGAUAUCCCUACUGGCGCGUUGCCGCUGACUCCGCCCGUGUCGCCGCCCACUCCGCCUGUGUCGCCGCCCAUUGUGCCCGUUUCGCCGCCCACUCCGCCCGUCUCGCUGCCGAUACCGCCUAGUUCGUCGAACACGACGAACGCUACAGCCAGCAGCAACAACACUUCUGCAGCGACGUCCUCGGCUACUCCUGCUAUGUUCGAUGUACAGCAGAUGUUCGGUGAUAGCGACACAGACACGCCUCCCUUGUUCAUGUCGUCCACGGCGAACAGCUCUUCUUCGACCAUGAUGCCUUGUGCCACUGCCAACGACUCUUCGUUGGCGACGAACGCGUCCUCGACGGCUAUGGCGAGCAACAAUGGCACUUCUACUGCCGCACCUUCCGCUACCCCCGCGACGUUCGGCAUGCGAGCGUUCGGCGAUAGUGAGUCGUCUACCAUGGACGGCUCUUCCUCGAUGGCUAGCGAGUUCUCCACGACCAUGGAUGGGUCUUCUUCGAGCACGAUGCCUUCGACCACUGCGAACAGUUCUUCCUUGAUGAUGAGCGCGUCUUCCUCGACGAUGGACGGACCCUCGUCGAGCGUGACGCCUUCGGCUACUGGUUUCGCUUGAGGCUGCGCUUCUUCUUCUUACGAUACGGAUGCACACAUUACGACCUUUCACGUCUUGUCAUGUAAACCUAAGAAUCCAUAUAUACUGGCCAUGUUCUAUACCCACAUUUUACUAUUCCAUAAUCA
Molecule: messenger RNA, 1770 nt
Organism: Laetiporus sulphureus 93-53
Lineage: Eukaryota; Fungi; Basidiomycota; Agaricomycetes; Polyporales; Laetiporaceae
Exons: 2
Coding region: 245-1645 (466 amino acids)
Source: RefSeq, a predicted model, not a curated record